Penicillium daleae is the source of this 993-nucleotide messenger RNA. RefSeq lists its product as uncharacterized. Bases 1 to 993 code for a protein of 330 amino acids. The record is from RefSeq and is a predicted model, not a curated record. Gene Ontology annotation, biological process: protein phosphorylation; intracellular signal transduction. Lineage: Eukaryota; Fungi; Ascomycota; Eurotiomycetes; Eurotiales; Aspergillaceae. The transcript has 2 exons. Gene Ontology annotation, molecular function: protein serine/threonine kinase activity; ATP binding.
AUGUUAGCAUUGAUUCGAACCAUUUUUUCGACGACCUUCUCCAUUUCUCGGUCAAUAUGGCAUUCCCUUGAUGUCGUAUUUCGUUUGUUCUCCAAUGCCUUCCGUGAUCGGAAACUCGAAAGAAGUGAUCCCGACGCCCUUGAUAUGCCUCCUGCGCCGGUACCUGAAGCCGGUGAUUUGAUUGCAACUGUAGACGAUCUGAACACUACGUCCAAUGUUGAAAUUAUCGAAGUGCGACGAUACUACCCUCCAGGGGUUUCAGAGAUUAUCGGUCGCGGUGGCGAGUCAUUUAUCGGUGUUCUUGACGAGUUCACCGUUCUGAAAUACCCAUGUAUCCCUGGCAACCAUGAAAGUAUCCAAACAGAGGCCCGGCUUCUUGAGAUUCUCGGGGGCCACCCGAGAAUUAUUGCUAGUAAAGGCCUGACGAAGGAUGGCCUUGUUCUCCAGCGCGCUUGGAAUGGAUGUUUGAACGACUACAUCAUAUCACAGCCGACUAUACCGUUCGACAGGCGCUUACUUUGGUGCAAACAAGCUGCCGAAGCAGUCAGCUUUAUACAUGGAAAACAUGUUAUUCACUGCGACAUAAACCUUCGGAAUUUUCUGCUUGAUAAGGAGCUUGAUCUACUGCUCGCAGAUUUCCAGGGAAUGUUGAAAUCGGUUGAUGGCAAAACACUACUGGACGGACUCUCUCGGGAGUGCUCCAAGUCAUAUCUACCUCGGCCCCAUGGGGAUUAUGCCUGUGUGAAGACCGAUCUCUUUGCGCUUGGCUCUGCUAUUUACUUUAUCAUGACCGGACACGAAGUCUUUCCAGAGCUCGAUAGCCUGGAAGAUGAUGAAGAGAUAUUUUCCCGCUUCGAAAAUGAGUUGUUCCCGCUCGACAACCACGCUUGCUACCAUAUCACGGAAAAAUGUUGGAAGCAGCAGUACCGGUCUGCGGAAGAGGUAGUUUCUGACAUAUCUCUGCUUCAAGCCUCCAUGACAGCUGCUGAAUAG